Messenger RNA from Paramacrobiotus metropolitanus, 1129 nucleotides. RefSeq names its product integumentary mucin C.1-like. The coding region runs from base 201 to 938 and encodes 245 amino acids. NCBI's taxonomy places the organism in Eukaryota, Metazoa, Tardigrada, Eutardigrada, Parachela, Macrobiotidae. The record is from RefSeq and is a predicted model, not a curated record. The transcript has 4 exons.
AUAUAUAAGUGGCUUGGCCGUGUCGACGGUAGCAUGUAGGAAUCUCGUUAGUAUAAGUACUUUGUAACACUGACAUAUUGAAAGACUUCCGGCAAGCGUAAUCUGCAAAAAGUAUUAUUCUCGUACAGUGCAUUUGCUUUGCACGUUUUGUCGGUUUUUAUAUUUUUGACACGAUACGUUUUCUUUUAAUUUUUUGCACCAUGGAUUGCUUCCUAAUGUGCUUUUUUAUCCUUGUAUCCGUGCUUCUCAUAUUUACAGUACAGCCAACAGCAGCACAGAAUCCCUGUGCCUGUGGAUUUGCCGGUUACAAAUCCGUAUGCACCGAGAGCGGAAUAACCUUAUCGGCCUGCAGCGCGAAAUGUUACGGUUUGAAAGUCGCUUACGAUGGCAGAUGUGACACUACGUUCUUUUGGCAAGCCAUGAAAGACAAAAUGGAUCCUAACGGCCCUCUGCUGACUCCUAAAGCAAACCGCGAACGCGCCAAGGAUAACAUCUGGAACAACCUGUGGAGACUCUGGACCAAAACCCCGGGUCAAGCCAAACCCACACCUGCUACAACUACUAUCCCAACCACCCCCACGACAACCACAACUACUACGACAAGACGACCAACUACGAGAAGAAAGACCACUACCACCACGACAACGACAACCACCCCGGCACCGGUGUUUGUUCCGCUGGUCACUCUGAACCCGCUGUCGGGUCCGCGCAUCCUCGUCGCUGCUCCCGAACGACCAGCACGGCAAUCGGCGACCUUAGCGGCACCGGCUACACCGUCCGCGGGAGGCGGUAGUUCAGCGCAAAAUCAGCCGGGGAAUGCCCAAGACAACACCGCCACCACGCAGCCGUUAACGGAUGCCGAUAGGACACGGCUGAUAAGUGGCUUAUCGGGGCAGAAGUUAUUGGAUACGUUGAAUGUGCUACUGGCAAAAAACUGAUGUUCUUUCAUUUAUUGUACCUUAUUUGUUGUUAUGUUAUGAAUAAUCGUUUUCGCUCUUAUAUUAAGAGAGGUUGUAUAUAAGUGAAUUAUACACUUAUUACAAUACAAGGUUAUAAUUUACUUUAACUACGGUUACGCCGAAUAGGCGUCGUAGUCCACCCUUAUGUACAGAUACAGCACAAAAGCCAU